Molecule: messenger RNA, 1767 nt
Organism: Impatiens glandulifera
Lineage: Eukaryota; Viridiplantae; Streptophyta; Magnoliopsida; Ericales; Balsaminaceae
Product: calmodulin-2/4-like
Exons: 4
Coding region: 76-528 (150 amino acids)
Molecular function (GO): calcium ion binding; enzyme regulator activity
Source: RefSeq, a predicted model, not a curated record
CUUGUUUGAAACUUAAAUCGGUGGUUACAGAAAGAAGAAUUGCAGAAAGAACGAUCGAUCUCAAGCACAGCAAUCAUGGCUUAUGCUUUCCCAGACGAAAUAAUAAUUCAGUACAAAGAGUCCUUCACUUUGAUCGACAGAGACUGUGAUGGAUUAAUAACGACAGUGGAUCUUUCAGAAAUGUUCAAUUCCUUCAACGAGCAUCCGACGAUGGAACAGAUUCAGGAUAUGAUCAAUGCAGCCGAUGCCGAUGGAGAUGGAGCCAUUAGUUUGGAAGAUUUCUUAAUCCUUAUGUCCAAGAAAACCAUGGCCAAUGACAUAGAAAAUGAAAUACGUGAGGCCUUCAAAGUAUUUGACCGAGAUCAAGAUGGAUUCUUAUCGGCAGAUGAUGUGAAGGAAGUUAUGAUGAAAUAUGGAGAAAGAUUAACGGAUGAAGAAGCAGAACAAAUUAUUAGAGAAUCUGAUCAUGAUGGGGAUGGCUUACUUAACUUUGAUGAGUUUGUUAGGGUCAUGAUGAUGGCGCCAUAAUUUUAAUUUCUAAUCUGUUUGUAAAUAAAAAAAAAAAAGAUUUUGAAUUAAGGGAUUGAGAAGGCAACAGAACGUCAUUUCAUUUGAUCUUGUUAUUGAGAUAAGUUGGGGGUAAUCGAUUUCAACAAGAGGCUGCCAUAGUGACGAACUGACGACGAUGAAUUAGGGUUGAUUGUCAAUGAGUAUUUGGUGAUGGAGGAAUGUGUUCUUAUAAUCUAAUGCACGGGCGAGCAAAUUGGCUAAGUUUCAAACAACAGAUCGUGUUCUGAACUGAUUCUGUAAGCUAAGUUUCCUUUACUCAAUUAUUAUGCUUAUUUAUGAUGUAUGCUUCUUUGAAAUGUAAGUUUUGAAAUCUCUUUUAAUUUUGUUUACGAUUUAUAAUUUCCUUCCAUUUGUGAAGUCCUUCGGUUUCACUAAUGAGAUGAAAUUGAAUAGUCACACUGAAUAUAGUCAUUGUUCCUUGUAAGCUUUUCCAUAAUGAGCUAAAUAAGAAAUCAUCGUUGCGAAAUGGGAGAACAAAUAUGAACAUUAAGUAAAUCCACUAAAUUUUCAGAUUUGCUAGCAGAAUUAGCUUGGUGAACUCUAUUAUCUAGAUUUGCUUCGUUUAAUGUAACACACCUUAAACGAAGAACUUUGUGGUGACUGCUUCCAUUAGUGUCAUGUACUCUGCUUUAGUGUAGGCAUAUUCACUCACUCUUAGCUGAAGGGCCACAUUAAGUUGACAGAAUUACUAACAGUGAAUACAUAUUCAGUCAUCAAUCUCUUUGCAUUAGGUUUAGUGGCAAUAUGAAUCUGUAUAGAUACCUGAAUAUGCUGCAUGGCAAUCCAAUGCUCCUUCCCCAGCUGUGCCUUAAUCUGCUUAUGUUCAAAUAUAAUAACUGAACGGGGUUUAGGCUUAAGGAAUCUAUCUAAACAUAUUACUAGUGCUAGUUCUUUCUUCUGUGUUCUAGAGUACAAAUAUAGGAAGCUACUAGCUAUCCCCAUAUACAUUUCCUCCAAGUCAAACUCAGCUGCUUCCAAUUUUAUCCAGUGAUUGGCUGGAAUUCUGUUUUGUUCCCUUGUUGAUUAGAUGAAAGAAUGGAAGUUGACUGGUGGAGAAUUAGAUCUUAAUAGCAUAUUUGAUCGUAUUCCUUUAGGGAGUUUCAGGUAUCAAUACAAUCACAUCAUUACUACAAUCUUUGCUUGUACAGUGUAUCACUUCCCUUUUGAGUCUUUCUGAAAGUUUUGGACAGUCGGAUA